Monomorium pharaonis (pharaoh ant) is the source of this 1083-nucleotide messenger RNA. RefSeq lists its product as uncharacterized. The transcript has 3 exons. The coding region runs from base 143 to 472 and encodes 109 amino acids. The record is from RefSeq and is a predicted model, not a curated record. Lineage: Eukaryota; Metazoa; Arthropoda; Insecta; Hymenoptera; Formicidae.
GCACCAUGUUCCCUCGAGGGUGGACUAGCACACAUACACAUGCACAUACACACGCACACAUGCAUAAACAUACGGCUGUACGUGUACGGCGAAUACCAACGCGCCGGCAAACCAAGCAUUUCUGUACAGGGUGUGUUUCGCUAUGCAACGGGUGACCCACGAGUGCUGCUGGUGCCAGUGGCAUGGGAUAAAGUUGUUUACUAGCUGUUCCAGUAAAAGUAGAAAACCGAUAAGUCCUAAGGCGACACGAAUUUCCGUAAGGGAUCUGACCGAGCGACACUUUGCGGACACCCGUUUCGUCGCGGUAUAUAGGAUCGAUAGAAGGACAGCAAACGUGUGGGGAGAGUGGAGUUCGUAUCCUGCGGAUAAGGGAACGGCAUCCAUAAAUUACGACGCAACUCUGCAGGCCUCCGAUCCCGCGGGGUCCACCGAUACUUCAGCCAUGUAUACGCUCGAUGGGUCGCGCGACUGAAACGACUGAGCGAAAUCGUAUCUUUCCUGGAAGCGCCAUUCUAUCGGCAGGAAGCUCCUCGACGAUCGCGAUGAUCGAAUUCCUUUUGCGCGCGAUGUCGGUCCCUUGGAAAGGCACUACUCUCGCUCUGGAAAGAAGCAGCAGUAGCCUCUCAUCUGAUCGUGCUCGACACAAAAUUUAUCUGUAUUAUUAAAUUAACACAAAACAAAAUAUAUUUUAGAAUUUUACGUGCAAUUUUUUCCAGAAAUAUUUGACGCUUUAAUGGCCCACUUUGUAAAAGAGAAUGAAUUUAUAAGAAUAAUAUUAUUUUUAUUGCGAUUUAUAAAAUAAAUACACCUUUUUCUAUGAUUUUGGACUUAUUUUAACAUAAAUGUUAAUUAUUUCGAUAUAUAUAUAUACACCGAAAAAAUAGUUGCGCUAACAAUAACAUCACUAUAAUUUAUAGUCAUUUUUGGACUCUACCAAAUUUUUAUAUUUAUAGUUAUUCAAAUUAUAAUUUUUUUAAACUAUAUUAAAGUUUUUAUAUUUAUAAUAUUGGUUUAUACAACUUAUGAUAUGGUUGUCAUAACCAAAAUGGAGAUUUAAAUAUAGUAAAUUGUACCAUAAAACAA